Rhincodon typus (whale shark) is the source of this 2755-nucleotide messenger RNA. It is a transcript of the gene eif2ak1, whose product is annotated as eukaryotic translation initiation factor 2-alpha kinase 1. Lineage: Eukaryota; Metazoa; Chordata; Chondrichthyes; Orectolobiformes; Rhincodontidae. Gene Ontology annotation, biological process: protein phosphorylation. The record is from RefSeq and is a predicted model, not a curated record. The coding region runs from base 1478 to 2755 and encodes 425 amino acids. The transcript is spliced from 10 exons. Gene Ontology annotation, molecular function: protein kinase activity; ATP binding.
GCGGAACAAAGAGAAAAUUAAGGAAACCAAGCUCCUACAGCACUGACAAUCACAGGGUGGUGAAGUAAUAAAGUCAAGAUAAAGAGAAGAAGGAUUAACAUAAUGUUACAAAAACUAUAUCCUGGGGACUUGAUAAAUUAAUCAAUGGCUACACAAGAAUAUGAGGAAUAGGGAAAGGAGAUGAUAACAUGGCCUGUUGAUCCUGCUCUGCCUUCAGUAUGAUCCUGAUGCAUUUUGGGCUUGUGCUCCAACUCCACUUUCCUGCCUGCUUCCAUAUUCCUUGAGACCAAAAUCUGUCAAUUCCAGUCUUAAAUGUAUUCAACCUUGGAGUCUCCACAACCUCCUGGGCUAGAGAAUCCCAAAAAUUCAAAACCCUACAAGUGCAGAGGUUUCUCCUCAUCUCAGUCCUAAAUGAUUUGUCCCUUCAGAGGGAGACUCUGCAUGUUGGAUUCCCUGACCAGUGGAAAAAUUCUGUCAAUAUCUGUUCAAUCAAACUCCUUCAAAAUAUGGCAUGUUUUGAUGAGAUUACCUCUCUCUUUACUGAACACUGGACAAUACAGAUCUAAUGUGCUCAGCCUGUCAUCAUAAGGGCAGCCCCUUAUCCCAGUGACUAAUUGGUGAAUCUUUGCUGCACUGCUUCCAAUGGAGGUAUAUAUUUCUCUUGAAUAUGGAGACUAAAACAGCGUACAGCACUCCAAGUACUUUAAUUUAAAUCAUUGUGGCCUCCGACAAUCCUGGGAUAUCUCUGAACUUCUCCAGUUCUGCUAUUGAUUUCUUGGGCAAAUAGCCUAUUUUGGUGUCCUGAAAUUCCAAUUUUAGAGAAGUGAAGUAUUUUGCUUCAGAAAAAAACCUUGACAUUGACAUUGAUCUUGAUCAUUGAAAACUUUACUUCCUCACUUGUUUUCUAUCUUCCAAAUCCCAUUCAUCCAUCACCCCUGUGCUUGCUGAUUUACAUUUUCUCUCAGUAUAGAAAUGCCUUUAUUUUGAAAUGUUGACUUUUGUGUAAAAUUACGCCAUAGUUUUGCUUCUCUUGAUCUCUAUAAACUCAUCCAGCCUCGUGUAUCAGCCAUGCCUCGGUUGGUAAUACGCUCUUGCCUCUGAGUCACAAGAUUAUUGGUUGAACUCCCAUACCAGGGGACACUCACAUUUCUCCACUGACGGAAUGUUACAAUGUUAGAAAUACUAUCUUUUGGAAGAGAUGUUAAAUAGAGUUUUUAUCUACCCUCUCUCGUCCAUGUAAAAGAUUCAAUGGCAUGUUUUGGAGAAGAUCAUGGGAGUUAAAUUUGGUAUCUAGGCUGAUUAUUUAUUGCUCAGUUGCUGUUUGUGGGAUCUUGUUUUCCAUACAUUACCAUAAUUAUAGACCUUCAAAAGUACACCAAUGGCUAUAAACACUCUUACAAUCUCCUGAAGUCAUGAAAGGCCCUUUAUAAUUUAAAUCUGUCCUUCUUUUUCAGUGCUGUGCCAUAAACUAGCAGGAAUGCACUUGAUUUCACCAAUCACCUUCAGUGAUGAGUUUAGCACAGUUAGGCUGCAGCACAAUCAGGCUUUUACAAACUUGCUACAAGCAGUGAGCAACGGCUUGUAUCGACAGGGACAAGCUAUCAAUGGAGACGCAUCUACCCACCUCUCCUACAGAACAAGGGAAGCCCUGUUCCAGGGACAGACAUCUCGCUACAUGAAUGAGUUUGAAGAGAUUGAAAGACUGGGAAAAGGUAGUUACGGAAAAGUGUAUAAGGUUAGAAAUAAAUUGGAUCGACAGCUUUAUGCCAUAAAGAAGAUUCUUAUGAAGAAGAUUACAAGAUAUGACUGCAUGAAGGUGCUCAGAGAGGUUAAAGUUUUGGCUGGUCUACAGCAUCCACACAUUGUUGGCUAUCACACUGCUUGGAUGGAGCAUAUACAGCCGCCACCUCUGAAAAGUAACCAAAUACCUGUCAGCAAUUUAUGUGCAUUAAAAGGUCCCUCUGGUCAAGAAGAUUGCAGAGACUCUUCCAUCCAGAACAUAGAAACCAGUUCCUCGAGUAUCAUUUUUGCAGAAACAAGUUCUGUUGCAGGAGAGAGAGGGACUUUGUCAAGGAGCAAGCUGGUUGAGGAGGAGAUGUGCACAAACACAUCAUGGGGAAAUGACAAUCAAAUUUUCUUCUAUGAUGGGGACUGUGCAGCAAGCUGUGUAAAUGCUGGCAUAUAUCAGCUGCCAGCUUCCCUCCCGAGAGUGAAAAAUAUCCAGGCGCACUCUUCACUCCUUUCUUCGAAAUGUCCAAGUUUUGAAACAUGUGUAGUAAAGAACAAAUUGGACCCAUUGGUUGAAGCAGUGGAAACUGAGACAGAAGACAUUGAGAGAAAUAAGGAAAAAGUAACCGGUGCCAUAGAGGAGAUUUCAGGAUCAUCUUCCUACGCUAAUGCUAACUCAAGUCUGGAGGAUGGCUCAUUAUUCACAGACAUGCACGAUGAGUCCAAGGUGCAAUUCCACCUCAUGCUGCAUAUACAAAUGCAGUUGUGUGAGAGAUCCCUUCAAGAUUGGAUUUUGGACAGGAAUAGGAGAUCAACAGAGGGCCUAUCCCUUACAGAUCCAUUUAGUCUUGUGGAUCCAGAAUGCACUAUUCACAUAUUCCGGCAGCUGCUUGAGGGAGUGCAUUUCAUCCACUCCAAGGGUGUCAUGCACAGAGACCUGAAGAGUUGUUCUCCAUCACUGAGUGAUAUUAAAAACUACUUGGGCUCCAGUACCAAUUCCUACUGGAUGCAUGAAAAUAUAAAUUAA